CUCGUCCCGGAGAUCCUCAGCGCAGUUCAGGAAAACUGAGAGGAACAAUUAAAACCAGAGAAGCUGCGGCUGCAGCAGAGGAAGAAGAAGAAGAAGAAGUAGAAGGAGAAGGAAAAGUUUAUUCUCAGAGCCGGAGAUGAAGCAUCCUGCACGGGUUUACUUUCUCCUGGUUGUCGGCGCCGCUUUGCUUCCAGGGGCUUCAGGAGAAAUGUACACGUCGCUGCUGAACGUAAAACAGGCGAUCAGCGUUGAACGGAAACUGAUCGAUUACUUGAGGACUUACAUUGACCGCGAGCUGGAGUGGCUGGAGGACAUCAGACGAUUUUAUGCCAAAGUGUCUGAGCUGCAUACAGAACUCUACAAAGGCCCGGCGGCUACGAUGGGGAACCCUCUGGUGGCUUUCACUCUCAUCAAGCGUCUUCAGUCAGAGUGGCUGAACGUCGUCUACAGCAACGAAGCCCAGGAGAACGCCCAAGCCCUCAGGUCCAGUUACGAGGAGGAAGAGGCCGAUCUUCCCAAGCUGGAAGACCUCCAGGGGGCCGCCAGGGGGCUGAUGAGGCUGCAGGAUGUGUACGCGCUCCAGGUGUCCAGUCUAGUGAGGGGUCGUUUUCAGAGAGUCACAAAUGGGGAGCCCGUUGAUGUCUGCAUGCCUGCGGUGUCCAUCCCACUGUCUGGUGACGACUGCUUCCUGGUUGGGAAGGUGGCUUAUGAUCUAGAGGACUAUUAUCACUCAGUGCAGUGGAUGGAGGAGUCGGUGCGUCUCUUCAAGGGAGCAAGAGGAGAGUGGAGCCCUGAGAAUGAAGGGACUUUGGAGGACGCUUUGGAUCAUCUGGCGUUUUCUCACUUUAAGACAGGAAACGUCUCCUACGCUCUGAGUUUAUCUCAGGAGCUGCUGCAUCACGAUCCAAUGAAUGGAAGAGUUUUGCAGAACGUUGAGAAAUAUGAGAAGCUGCUGGUUGCUGCAGGUCCACCCAGAGGCGACAGGCUGAGGAGACCCACCUCCUCUUAUUUAAAGACCAGGGACACCUAUGAGAGACUCUGUCAGACGCAAGGCUCCCAGCCCAUGCAUUUUGAAAACCCCAAACUUUAUUGCGACUACUUCACCAACGACAACCCUGCGCUGCGGCUGCUGCCCGUGAGACGGGAGGUGCUGAGUCUGCAGCCGUACGUUGUCCUUUUCCACGACUUCAUCACCGACACAGAGGCUGAAGACAUCAAGAGGACGGCCCAGCCCGGAUUGAGGAGAUCUGUGGUGGCGGACGGAGAGAAACAAGCAACAGCAGACUAUCGCAUCAGCAAGAGUGCAUGGUUAAAGGACUCCGCACACUCCAUCGUUGAGAAGCUGGACCGGAGGAUCUCGAUGCUCACGGGUCUGAACGUGAUGCACCCAUUUGCAGAAUACCUCCAAGUAGUGAAUUAUGGAAUUGGAGGCCAUUAUGAGCCUCAUUUUGACCAUGCGACGUCAUCUUCGAGUCCUGUAUACAAGCUGAAAACUGGGAAUCGCGUGGCAACCUUCAUGAUAUAUCUCAGCUCCGUGGAGGCAGGUGGGUCCACGGCCUUCAUCUACGCCAACUUCAGCGUCCCUGUCGUGGAGAAAGCUGCUAUAUUCUGGUGGAACCUGCACAGAAAUGGUCAAGGAGACAUGGACACGCUGCACGCCGGCUGUCCUGUACUUAUUGGAGACAAGUGGGUGGCAAACAAAUGGAUCCACGAGCACGGACAAGAGUUCCAACAUCGCUGCAGCCUGAAUCCCGAAGAGUGAGAGGGGCGGAGCGAUCCCUGGGCCCCUCGGAGUACAAGCCUUUACAAUUGUGAGGCACGCUUGCAGGCGGUGAGAAGGAGGCAGCCAGAAAGUGAGCACACAAGCAGAGGGGAGGUGGGGUGGGGUGCGGGGGGGGCGAGAGCUGUGAAGGGGAAGCGUGCAUCUGUGAUUGGAGCCCCGGGCCCCAGAGAGCACUGCUGCAGUGGACAUGGAGGUGGAAGUGGAGAGGAGGAGCGGGGUAGUUGGCAAUCAGUGCCCCAGAGGCCUAAUGCUCCUUCUGGCCAGUUCCUACAGAUGGAGAGAGGCCUCUGUGCUGGUUCAGUAAACUGCGCGAGGCUGUUUACCUCCUGCAUGCUUGAAAACUGAAAUCUUAUACGACUCUUUUCUGCCGGGCUCUCUCAGGGGUCUGUCAGUACGAAUCAACAACAGAUCUCUCAACAUUUCAUAACUUCAAAAGAUGGAUUAUAUAGAGACUCAUUGUGCCAGGAAAAAAAAUCAGAAGACAUAUGUCUGUGUCGAGAAAACUAAAUGUCUCUUCUAGUAACGUGCUCCUCAAGGUAGAGGACACUGUCUUGUUUCGUGACAUUAAAAUCUAAGUCAUGGGUUUGUGAUGUUCUCAGGCGGAUUCAGUUCAGUCUGGUUAAAUGAGUCAAAGGAACCAGUCAUUGUGAGCGUGCUCGUUGUUUAUUCCGAGCUGACUGAACGAUGUGAUCAUCACUGUCUCUGGGAGACUCUGUCGGUGUAAUGGAACAAAUGAACCAGAACGUCUGCCUCUUAUUGAGCCUCUGAUGCUGUAAAACGUUCGCCAUAUUUGUCUGCGUGCCAAGUGAUAGGAAACCUGUCUGGACUCACACCAACCAACCCUGCCUGCAUAUCUCAGAUAUCUGCGUCUAAGUAGGUCAUCAGUCUUUUUGAAACAGGCUGUUGGGGGGGUGGGGGGGGAUACGCAUUAUUAAAAUCUGCAGCCUGAGUUGGAUUGGACUUUCUGGUAACGUCCUGCUGCUUGAGUGACACGGAUCUCUCAGUCAUACAUUUACUUGCACACAAAGGCGCAUGUUUUCCUUUCCAGCUCUGCAAACACUCACUGACACAGAGGAAAUACAUGAACACGGCAGGUAGUGGAUGUCUACUGCACAUUCCUGCAUGCACACUAAACAGCAGGACUCUCUUUUUCCACAGAGUAGGUGGAUAGAUAGAUUGAUCCUGUUGCAUCUGUUUCAUAGAUUAAUGAGAUAUAUUUAUAGUACUACAGACUAAAGGUCUGAGAAUAUUUAUUUAAUUUAAAUACUGACUCUACACUAAUAUAAAAUAACGGUUUACAACUGCUGUGACUAUACUGAUGGAAAAAAACAUAGCCGCUAGUGGUUUUAUGGAUUCAAAUGAUAAAUUUGACCUUUUGUAUAGUUUAUUUUUAAAAGCUUCCUUGAAUUCAAACUCCUCUAUUCUGCAAUCUUCCCCUCCCAUUUCAAUGGCACUCACUGUAACCACAACAAACAUGGCUGCAGAGGGAUAUGUUGCUAUGUAAAAGCACAGUCCAGGCUACCUAAAGCACACAUGACCAGAUCAUAGGUCGUCCUCAGCACAUUGUCAAAAGCAUACAGGAUGUCUGCACACUUGACUUUUAAAACCUUAACUUGUUGCCAGUUGUCAACUUCUCACAGAGUCAAAAAACUUGAAUAUAUUAUUGUCUGAUGUAUAGUCUGCAGCAGAACACAUUAAAGCUGAGAGACAAAUGAGAUUUUAAUCUCAGGCAAAAAAAAAGAAAAGAAAAGAAAAAGAAAAAACAAAUGAAGUGUCAGUGAGCAGCUUUGAAACAGAGAUCAGUGCUUCCCUCUGCUGGUGAUAUAAUAUACAAAUAAAUGGAGUUUGUGCAAUGUUAAGUUUUUAAAAAAAAUGUUUUAACUUUGUUAAAAUGUGUGUGCUGUGUUAUUGUAAAGUAACUGAAGCAUUAUUUUAAUUUAAUGUUUUUUAUUUAUUUUUGUAAAUAUAACAGAAUUUCUCAGACACAAUGCUGUGUCUGGUGUUGUUCUUAUUUUUACCAGGUCAAUAAAAGUCUUUGAGCAAAAGAAAAAACAGUGACGGUGUUUCAGGGGUUAAGAUGAAAAACAUAAAAAUAAAAUAAAGAAAGCUAUAUUAUGUUAUACUGAUUCAUGCAACAUACAGUAUGCAAUGACAAAGUUCCUCUUCUUCUCAUUCUUCUUUUAUUUAAAUAAAGGUAUAUUAAACAAUAUAAAUAUC
This is a messenger RNA of Mugil cephalus (flathead mullet), 4000 nucleotides long. RefSeq names its product prolyl 4-hydroxylase, alpha polypeptide III (gene p4ha3). Gene Ontology annotation, cellular component: endoplasmic reticulum. NCBI's taxonomy places the organism in Eukaryota, Metazoa, Chordata, Actinopteri, Mugiliformes, Mugilidae. Gene Ontology annotation, biological process: peptidyl-proline hydroxylation to 4-hydroxy-L-proline. The transcript is spliced from 13 exons. The record is from RefSeq and is a predicted model, not a curated record. The coding region runs from base 137 to 1762 and encodes 541 amino acids. Gene Ontology annotation, molecular function: L-ascorbic acid binding; procollagen-proline 4-dioxygenase activity; iron ion binding.